AUGUAUAAGUCCUGUUUCCACCUACCCUACAAGAAGAAGAAGAAGAAGUGGAGGAGGAGAAGAAGAAGAGGUGGAGGAGGAGGAGGAAGAGAAGAAGAAGAGGUUGAGGAGGAGGAGGAGAAGAAGAAGAAGGAGGAGGAGGAGGAGGAGGAGGAGGAGAAGAAGAAGAAGAGGUGGAGGAGGAGGAGGAGGAGAAGAGGUGGAGGAGGAGGAGGAGGAGAAGAAGAAGAAGAAGAGGUGGAGGAGGUGGAGGAGAAGAAGAGGUGGAGGAGGAGGAGGAGAAGAAGAAGAGAGGAGGAGGAGGAGGAGGAGGAGGAGAAGAAGAAGAAGAGGUGGAGGAGGAGGAGGAGGAGAAGAAGAAGAGGUGGAGGAGGAGGAGGAGAAGAAGAAGAAGAGGUGGAGGAGGAGGAGGAGGAGAAGAAGAAGAGGUGGAGGAGGAGGAGGAGGAGAAGAAGAAGAAGAGGUGGAGGAGGAGGAGGAGGAGAAGAAGAGGUGGAGGAGGAGGAGGAGGAGAACAAAAAGAAGAAGAGGUGGAGGAGGAGGAGGAGAAGAAGAAGAAGAGGUGGAGGAGGAGGAGGAGGAGAAGAAGAAGAGGUGGAGGAGGAGGAGGAGAAGAAGAAGAAAGAAGGAGGACAAGAAGAAGAAGAGGUGGAGGAGGAGGAGGAGAAGAAGAAGAAGAAGAGGUGGAGGAGGAGGAGGAGAAGAAGAGGUGGAGGAGGAGAAGAAGAAGAGGUGGAGGAGGAGGAGGAGGAGAAGAAGAGGAGGAGGAGGAGGAGGAGAAGAAGAAGAAGAAGAGGUGGAGGAGGAGGAGGAGAAGAAGAAGAGGUGGAGGAGGAGGAGAAGAAGAAGAAGAAGAGGUGGAGGAGGAGGAGGAGAAGAAGAAGAAGAAGAAGACCCUAA
Messenger RNA from Knipowitschia caucasica, 900 nucleotides. Lineage: Eukaryota; Metazoa; Chordata; Actinopteri; Gobiiformes; Gobiidae. The record is from the annotation of a GenBank genome assembly.